Pyricularia pennisetigena is the source of this 1275-nucleotide messenger RNA. RefSeq lists its product as uncharacterized. The coding region runs from base 1 to 1275 and encodes 424 amino acids. NCBI's taxonomy places the organism in Eukaryota, Fungi, Ascomycota, Sordariomycetes, Magnaporthales, Pyriculariaceae. The record is from RefSeq and is a predicted model, not a curated record. Gene Ontology annotation, biological process: chromatin remodeling. The transcript is spliced from 3 exons. Gene Ontology annotation, cellular component: Ino80 complex.
AUGUCUUUCCGACCACGGCGCUCAGCCGCCCAGAAGGCCACGGCAGCAAUCACUAACAUUGCCGACAGAGACGCCUCGACAUCCUCGCGGUCGCGGGGACGUAACAGGGACCAGUCCAUGGACCGACCCUCAUCCUCCGCUUCGGCGGACUCUCACCACGCGCCGGUCACCGUCAAGGUGCCCGGCUCCAAGCUGCGGCAGGCCACCAACGAGACCGUCCCUUCUCGGUCCCAGGCGGCCAGGACCAGCGGCCGGGAUUCAAAUGACCGUGGCAAGCGGGCUUCCAGAGGGGGCAAGAAGCGGUAUGUCGAGUCAGAGGAGAGUGAGGAGGAAGAGGAAGACGUGAUCCGGGUUGGAGAUCAGGAUGCCGAUGGCGAGGACGACGACAUGGAUGUUGACGCUGAGGGAGAAGAGGAUGAUGAUAUGGAUGUCGAUGCAGAGGGAGAGGAGGAUGAGGAUGCCGAUGGAGAUAUUGAUAUGGACGCACCAGCACCUGCAAUCAAAGUUCGAAAGGCACCGCAAUCGAAACCGGCGCCAAAACAGGCAAGGAAACCGCCAGCUCCUAAGAGGUCCGCCGCAGCCGAAGAAGAUGACGAUGAAGAUGACGACGAGCUCAGUGAACUGGACAGCGACGCCGGAGAUAUGGACCAGACAGUAAUGACCACGGGCGGGGAUGACCUUGGCGAUGAGGACGCUGAGGGUGAAGAGGAUAUUGAUGCCGAGGGUGAGGAGAUUGAGGUCGCUGGUGAGGAAGAGGAAGAAGACGACGACGAUGACGAAGACGACGAGACUGGAAGCAGAGAGGAGACGCCUGAUUUGACAAAGAUGACCAAGCGCCAACAAGCGAGAUUCAAGGAUGAGGCGGCAGAGUACAUGGAGCUCUCGAACGAGGUGCAAGCCAAGAGGACAUUUACGGCGGAGGAAUUGAGCAUGAGGCGUGCGGAGAUGGCACGCCGACGACGCAAUCUUAGUGAGAAGCGUAACGAGGAGGUCAAGAUGGAGACCAUCAACAAGCUGCUCAAGAAGCAGGUGCGGAAGGAGAACAAAAAGGCGGCGGCAGGGGCUAACGAUGACGACGCGCCUGCAAACGAAGGCGGCGGUUCUGCAGCCCCGGCCAACCCCAUGUUUGUGCGCUGGGUCAGCAACAAGAAUGGCAGCCGGGUCUCUGUGCCGCUAGAGAUCCUCGAGGGGCCGCUUGGUAGGACAUUUGGCGGUGGCGAGUCAGCAAGUGGGAAGUCUGGGCCACCACGUAUGAUGGUCGAGGAAGUUUCAUGA